UGCAUAUUAUUUCUUACAAUUUUUGUGUCACAUUUUAUCCAUAGAAUGCUCAUAAUAAUUUGUAUUAAAUGCCAUUUAUUAAAUCAAGCCAGACUGUAUUAUCGAUAUUAUCGGUACACAUUUGAUAAAACUACUUUGCGCGCUGUCACGUCUGUGAUCUAUUUUCGACACACAGCUAGAGUGAUCGUAAAAGUGUGAAAGAAUAUAGCGAGUGAUGACGAUUCAAAUAAGUCGCUUAAAGAUUAUCAGUCGCCUUUAAAGAGAUUCCAAGAGAUUCCGAGACGACUUUUCUUUCAACGGCAUUUUAUUAUUUAAUUUGCGUAAAACACGCGCACAUGUCUAUGUGGCAUCAUUCGUAUGUAUAACCCCAUCGUGACUGCGAUAUAUUAUUACAGCAGCAUAAAUUGAACUUCCAGUGCUUUCAACAGAUCAGAAUUGCACGGAUUAAAUUUGAGCCAGCAGUGCUCUCGCGGUACACGCAGAACUGCAGCUGUUGUGUUCUCGUUACCUAAUUAGAAGACAUACCGUCCUAAUACGCAUUUAAUUAUGUAACUCUUUAGCCGCCUCUCAUCAUUCUAUUAUCUUCAAAUAACGGCAAUUAGCACGCACGUUCGCAUUGAUGUCGUAUAAACGCGAGCUUCGGCCUGAAGCACGAAGUGACAAAUAUUUUAGACAGCUAUGAUUUUUAUAUAAUUCUAUUAUUUAUUUCGAUAACCAGAGACCAACUUUAUGUUCUUGUAAAAUUCACGUGAGAAAUUUAUGUUUUGGAAAUUGUGUUUAAAGCGAUGACAAAGUUGCAUUUACAAAUUUAUCGUAGACAAUGUUUAUAAAAAUGAUUGUCAUUAUAUAAUAGUGAUGAUAGCAGUACGAUUAUCUUUCUGAUGAAAAACAUGUAUUUAUUAUUCUGAUGUUAAAAAAAAUGUGCGAGGAACCGCGUGCAUUUUUAUUACGGUGGUGGUGGCGCAUUGUAAUCGUUCGUGGAUAUCCAGAAAAUGAUUUGUUAGUGGAUACUGUACUCAAGCAACAGCAACAAUCGUUUGGUUUCAACAUACUUCUGGUGAAACCGGGCUCUACGCUUAUAUCGAAGCUGUUCAAUUAUGUGUCUACCGUUUCCAGUUUCAAAAAAUAUGACUAUCCGAUGGUUACGGAAACGGUCUUAAACGACGAAAGAUUGAAAGAUGCUAUCAAACUAACCACUUUCGAGGUAGUCAACAAUGAAGCUUGCAGCGAAGAGAAAGCAUUCGCGAAGACGAAAGCCAGGGCCAGGAGUAUAUUACAACAAAUGGAAAGCAGAUGCAGCGACGUGCUGCUGAAAAUAGUUGCAUGGCUUUGCUACAAAUUGCUGCCCUGUUUUAUACAAUCCGCCGUCGUGUUGCCUUCUCAGAUGGAAUUGCUGAAAAAGGCGAAUGAUACCGGCCUACCGCUCGUGCUGCUGCCUCUCCAUCGCAGCCAUUUGGACUACAUAAUGAUCAGCUUCCUGAUGGUCGUGAAUAACAUAAAAAACCCGUUAAUCGCGGCAGGGGACAAUUUGAAGAUUCCAUUUUUCGGAUGGUUUCUGAGAGGUCUAGGAGCUUUCUACAUCAAGCGGCGUAUCGAUCCAGUAGCAGGACGCAAGGAUCUUCUCUACCGCGCGACCCUACAAACGUACAUCAUGGAGAGUCUUCGUGCCGGACACAACAUGGAGUUCUUCGUGGAAGGUGGCCGCACAAGAACCGGCAAGCCUUGCAUGCCGAAAAGCGGCAUUCUGAGUGUUAUCGUCGACGCUUACAUGGAUGGCACUAUUGAGGACGCAUUGUUGAUACCCAUAGCGAUCAACUAUGAACGAUUGGUGGAUGGGAAUUUUGUUACGGAACAAUUAGGGCAGCCGAAGAAAAUGGAGACCUUUACGUCGGCGAUCAGUGCUAUAUGGGCGACUUUAAUUGGCCAUUAUGGUAUCGUCAAAAUCGAUUUGUGUCAACCUUUUUCUCUCAGGGAAAUGGUGAAGACCUUCCAGACUCAGCAAAAUAAAUUGCUAAUAAGAUCUCCUUCGGAACGAUCUUUAAAAUACAGCAUGUCGAAUUCGUCUCUUUACGGUACAGAUGUCAUUGUGGAAGAACAUCGCCAAUUGGUGGACAGUAUCGCUCGGCAUGUUGUGUACGAUUCGUCCAAGUCUAUGCCGAUUAUGUCGACCAAUGUUGUUGCAUUUUUACUAUUAAAUAGGUUUAGGGAUGGUUGUACAUUAGACAAAUUAAUAGAAGCAUUCGAUUCGAUACGGCAAGAGCUGGAAUUCAGCGACAAAGAUGUAGCAUUUUGCGGGGAAAGCGUCGAUAUCAUUAAACACGCAUUGAUUAUCCUGGGUCCGGGCUUGGUGACGCAGCAGCGACAGGAAAUUACCGAAGCCGUCGAUGGCGGUCAAUCCUACAAAUCGAAUGUUGUCAUUGCAAUCCGUCCUGCAUCGAUUCUGCCGAAUGUGAUUGAGCUGUCGUACUACAGCAAUACCAUGCUGUUGCACUAUGUUUUAAACAGUGUGAUAGUAACUGCUUUGUAUGCUGAAUUGCAGUCCCAGAUUAACGAUCCCAUCGCGAUCGCCGAAAAUAAUAUUACAGUGUACCAACACAAUCUGCUUGAACGAGCACUUAAGUUGUGCGACAUUCUUAGGUAUGAGUUUAUUUUCUGCAGGCCUUGCCAGGAACUGAGAGAUAUAGUUCUUGAAACAAUACAGAACUUGUCGCACACGGGCAUUAUAAACCAAAAAGAGGAAGCUUAUCUUGAGGAUGAACUCUGGAGUAAAAGGUACGCGAAGACUUUUGAUGACAGUUCGGACGAGGAAUAUUCGAGAGAACGCGAUAUCCAGAAAAUCGAAUAUAAACUGAGCUUAACGCCAGAACACUCCGCUCGUAUGGAAUUCCUUCAUACGAUGUUGCGACCAUUAAUUGAUACGUAUACGUGCAGCGCUUUUAAUUUAAUGAAGUUAGUCGGCCGAGAGCUCUGCGAGCGAGAUUUAGUCCAAGAAGUGCUGAGCGAAAUUAAAACCAAUUUGGAUGGAGGUAUAAUUAAUUACGGGGAGAGUUUAUGCGUCGACCCGAUAAAGAACUCCUUCAAGCUUUUCGAAAAAUGGAACGUUCUGGAAUGUCACAUGGAAGGAAAAAUUAAAAUUUUCUACUUGAAAGAGGAUUAUGAUAAGGAUGUAGCAACACAAACCAUAUACGAUACAAUAGCAGCUUUCAAGUGGACCAGAAAUGUGGAUUAAAGCAUGGGUGAUAUUUUUGCUCCAAAGAAAGUCUCUGAAUCAUUAUUUUUUAUAUCUUUUAUAGGGAAAUUCUUAUUGUGUGACAUAUAUCCGUCUAGAAGUUUGAUAAACGGUUUUCAUGAACACCGUCAUCAAAUGUGUGUUAAAGUACAUGUAGCUUGUACAUAGUAUUUUUUUAAACAGAAAAAGUAAAGAAAAGCUAUUUACUUGUUGUAAUAUAUCACUUGUGAAUGUUCCUAAAAGUUCGUACAACUCACAAAGUGAAUUUCUGUUUAAUGAAAACUGUACAGAUGCAACCAUAGAUCUGCAACGUUAGUUGUACGUACUUUUACAAAUAUAAUAAACUUUAUUAGGUAAUGUUACACAUCAUAUAAAAAUAUUGCUAUUAGUAGUUGCUUGUUAAUAAAGACAUUCUUUCUUUAAAUAAAA
This is a messenger RNA of Linepithema humile (Argentine ant), 3658 nucleotides long. It is a transcript of the gene mino, whose product is annotated as glycerol-3-phosphate acyltransferase mino. Gene Ontology annotation, cellular component: mitochondrial membrane. The record is from RefSeq and is a predicted model, not a curated record. Gene Ontology annotation, biological process: glycerol-3-phosphate metabolic process; triglyceride biosynthetic process; fatty acid metabolic process. Gene Ontology annotation, molecular function: glycerol-3-phosphate O-acyltransferase activity. Lineage: Eukaryota; Metazoa; Arthropoda; Insecta; Hymenoptera; Formicidae.